Molecule: messenger RNA, 1994 nt
Organism: Lycium barbarum (goji berry)
Lineage: Eukaryota; Viridiplantae; Streptophyta; Magnoliopsida; Solanales; Solanaceae
Product: F-box protein At3g08750-like
Exons: 1
Coding region: 491-1675 (394 amino acids)
Molecular function (GO): protein binding
Source: RefSeq, a predicted model, not a curated record
UAGUAUUGGGCUAAGUUAGAGAUCACUUUAAAAUGAGCUAUGUUGGGUUGGGCUGAAAUCAGCCCAAUAUAAAAUUAUCUUGAGUCCAACCCAUAAAAGUUUGGGUGGGCUGGGCAGGUCAUCACCUUUUGGGCCAAAUUUGACACCCCUAGUAUUCUACUUUGUAUGUGUGUAUAUAUAUAGUUGCUAAAUAUCAUUAAUAUAUAAAUAUUUGCUAUGAGAAAUAAUUAAGUUAAACUAUAGCCACUAAAUGUCAAUACCCACUAUACAUAAAGAUAAACGGUCAUAAUCAGCCCAAACUUAUGACCCGCUAAGCUGAUUUUGUCACCUUAAUUACACUUCACUUGUUUGUUUACUAGUACAGUACUAUAUUUCACUUCAUUUUAAGUUGUCAAUCGUAGAUAGCAAUAACCGUUGUUGUACCGCCCGAGUCCAACGUGACUGCUGGAUUUUACCCUAAUAAUACCUUGCGCAUUUGCAGCUUAAUUCCAUGGCAGAUCAAAAUAAUAGCAACUACAAUGAAGAAGAAGAGUACUCAAUCAUGACUUGCAAUUUGCCCAAAGACGCAGUAGUUCAGAUACUCUUACGUCUUCCCGUAAAGACACUGCUCCGAUUCAGGUCUGUCUGCAAAUCAUGGUACAAUUUCCUCAAAAGCUCUAAUUUCAUUAAAUUACACCUGACUCAUCAAAUCUCUCGUCCUGCUUCAACCUUUAUUGCUUACAAAAGGGAGAAUCAUAGCCGUUUAUGGCCUGAUCUCUUUUUGCUCCAUCUUCAUCCCAUUGCAUGCGACAUUGAGCAAUAUAAUUUCACUAUUAACCACCAAUUGCCUUUACCUUUUGGUACUGAUGACCUUAAGGAUUACGCGAAUUUCGAGUUUUGUUACAAUGGCUUAAUCUGUUUGCUGAAGGAUAUUUAUACCUCACCCGUAGUCAUUCUUUGGAAUCCUGCAACUCGGAGAAAUAAAUGCGUUAAUAUACCUUCUGAGUGCUCCAGAUUUACUUAUUUAAAACUAGGUUAUCAUCAACAAAGUAAUGACUAUAAGAUUUUGAAAGUCCCGUUUGAGACUCGGAGUAACGAUGAAUCAUCGAAAAUGGCUUGGGUUUAUACCCUGAGUUUAGGUUCAUGGAAAACAAUACCGUUCACUCUGCUUGACCUAACUGUUGCUUGGGGACCUCAGAUUUCUCUGAAUGGUUUUGUGUAUUGGCUGGCUAAUUCAGGCGCGGUGGAAUGUGUUAUCUGUUUUGAUUUGAUUAAGGAUGAAUUUAAACUUGUGGAUGUACCUGAUGAUCGUGGAUUUGAUCGCGAACUUGUUCGUAGAAGGCAUAUGGUUCUGAGGGGAUCCCUUGCCAUGAUGGUUUCUGUUGAGGAUGGUUCUAGGGAUACUGAGAUAUGGGUGCUGGUGAAUAAAAUUAGUGGCCUAAAACCAUAUUCUUGGACUAAGAAGUUCAUUAUAGAACCUUUCUCCAAAGACACAAUCCCGUUGGGGAUCUGGAAUGCUGAUAAGCUUCUCGUCGUAGUUUUACAAGCUCGUGCUCUCAAGCAAAUCUACUCUUAUGAUCUGUUUACGAAAAAGAAAAACUAUUUUCAUGUGCCAAAGGAACAAGAUUUAGGAUCGUUUAUGUCAGUGCGUGGGCGUUAUUUUGAGAGCUUGGAACUUGAAGAUGGAUAUGGCUAGAGGUACUGAAAUAACAAGUUUGUGAUUACUACUUCUGAUCCUUUGGAUAGAGCAAUGGCACUAUUAAGUACUGAUUUAGUGUCCAUUUUAUUCUUUAAUUUGUUUGAUUAACUUCCUCCAUCUUUGAUUAGUUUUACUGUGCUUUCAAUGGAGACCCCAGAACACCUUAGAAAUAAGGCCUUCACAUCUGCUACAAUUGGAGAAUUGUUUUAGAAAUAUUGCUGUGUUCAUUUAUUAGAUCUUUUAAAUUUCUAUUUUAGCCUCUUGAUUAUCAGCCUAUCUCUUUUUAAUUGUUCAAUAACAUGAUGUUUUUUCCUUC